AUGACUGCAGAUGAAACGGUAGCAUUGAAUUCUGGGGGAUCGCGUUGCCGAGUUUCGAGGGAGCAGUAUCAGCAUGGCGGUUCUUGUCGUCUGUAG
Messenger RNA from Geosmithia morbida, 96 nucleotides. RefSeq lists its product as uncharacterized. NCBI's taxonomy places the organism in Eukaryota, Fungi, Ascomycota, Sordariomycetes, Hypocreales, Bionectriaceae. The record is from RefSeq and is a predicted model, not a curated record. The coding region runs from base 1 to 96 and encodes 31 amino acids. The transcript has 2 exons.